UUCCAAAUAACCGUCAGAUUCGCAGCUGGAUUCUCUUUUCCGUUACUCAUCCGACGGUCACUUUUUCUUCUUCCCAAUCUCCGGCGAGAAAACAAAAGCCGUGGAGAACGAGCGGAGAGAUAGAGAGGGAGAGAUUUUACAGAGAGAGAUAGAGAGGGAGAGAUUUUACAGAGACAUAGCGAUGGGGAAGGAUUACUACAACAUUCUGAAGGUGAGCAGAAGCGCGAGCGACGACGAUUUGAAGAGGGCUUACAAGAGAUUGGCGCUGUUUUGGCAUCCAGACAAGAAUCCGGCUAACAAACAGGAGGCGGAGGCCAAGUUCAAGCAAAUUUCAGAGGCAUAUGACGUUCUUAGCGAUCCUCAGAAGCGUCAGAUCUACGACCUCUACGGCGAGGAAACCCUCAAGUCCGGCAAAAUUCCUCCGCCCAACCCUCAAGCUACGUCGUCCUCCGCCUAUUCCCCGGUCUACCAACAAUAUCAGCGCCAGCAUCCCAAUACUUCCACGUUCAAGUUCAAACCUAGGAACGCGGAUGAUAUAUACGCGGAAUUUUUCGGAUCGGAAGGCGGCGGCGGCGGCACUAGCAAUAGUGAUGGUGGAGGGAGGAGCAGAGGGGUUAAUGAUGCGUUUUUUAGGGUUCAUAAUGGGACGGAAAAUGGGGGUGGUGCCCGCGGUAGGAAGGCUGCAGCUGUUGAGAAUACAUUGCCUUGCAGCUUGGAGGAGCUCUAUAAAGGCGCCAAAAAGAAGAUGAAGAUUUCGAGGAAUGUGUACGAUGCUUCUGGGAAGUUUCGGACAGUUGAAGAGAUAUUGACAAUUGAUAUAAAACCGGGGUGGAAGAAAGGGACGAAGAUCACUUUUCCACAGAAGGGAAAUCAGGAGCCUGGCAUUAUUCCAGCAGAUCUUAUAUUUGUAGUGGAUGAGAAACCACAUGCUAUGUACAAGAGGGAUGGGAAUGAUUUAUUGGUGAACCACGAAAUAACACUCCUGGAAUCACUCACAGGUAAAACUCUCGAACUUACUUCUCUGGAUGGAAGGAAUCUCGUGAUCCCUAUAACAGAUAUUGUCAAACCUGGUGAUGAGAUGGUUGUGGCAAAUGAAGGGAUGCCAAUCUCAAAGGAACCUGGGAAGAGGGGAAAUUUGAGAAUCAAGUUUGAGGUCAAGUAUCCAUCAAGGCUUACGACAGAACAGAAGUCUGAUCUGAUCAAAGUUCUUGGUGUAGUUUCAUAGCAUAACACUCACUUGGGAAAUAAGAGCUGCCCAUAUUAACACAUAGAUAGCUUAUUAUUUCCUGUAAAUAUAAACUCUGCACGAUCUUGAAGAAUAUGAAAUGCUGGUAAGUUUUUCCUUUGUUUUGGGGGGAGGAGGGGGUGUGACAUUUGCUUGCGAAUGCAAUUUUUGGUAACAGGCAGGCAUAUGGGAGGCAUUAGAUCAGUAUAUAUUAUUUAUGGGGUGCAUCAACUGCGAGUUUUGACAGAGUAGUAUUUUCCCUUCCCCUCUGCAUUGUUAAUUCUUGGGGGGUAAUAUGUUUGUACUCUGUACUUGGUAGUCAAGUGAGACAAUUUUUAACUUUAGAAUUUUAAUUUCAUUAAAUUGAACUUUAAACGCGAAUAAGUGGUGAAAUUACUAUCCUUGAAAAGUCAUCUUUAUGAGUGUGGUUGUGGUCAGCAUUUCUUUUUUCUUUUUAUUUUGGUUGAUUGAUUUAUUAGAGUUUGGAUUUCUUUUGGGAUUUGUGUGUUUUAUAGCCUGAUUUUUUUAUGUUUUAUUGAUCAAAUUUUUAGGUGAUUUAUUGUUAAUUCUCUUACUUGGUUUUCAAGAGGUUGAUUUCACCACUUAUUCAAUCUUAAGGUUGAAUUUGAUGAAAUUGAAAAUUGAAAGUUAAAUAGUC
This is a messenger RNA of Momordica charantia (bitter melon), 1883 nucleotides long. Its product is annotated as DNAJ heat shock family protein. The record is from RefSeq and is a predicted model, not a curated record. Gene Ontology annotation, molecular function: protein-folding chaperone binding. Gene Ontology annotation, cellular component: cytosol. Lineage: Eukaryota; Viridiplantae; Streptophyta; Magnoliopsida; Cucurbitales; Cucurbitaceae.